AUGGAACUGAAGAUGCCACUGAAUUUAUUUGGGUUAGGAGCCGGAAGUGCGAAAUCACAACAGCUCGAGAACUGUUUUCGAGGAAAUACUGGGACUUCCGAUGGGAAAGAUUGGCGUGGAUCAGUUGUAAAACUACCUAAUCACACUGUGACAUUGGACAAAAGGCUUGCUGAAGGUGGAUUUGCGAUUGUAUAUUUGGCAAGUGAUAAGCAGGGGCGUCAAUAUGCGCUUAAAAGGCAAUUUAUUAGUGAUGAUGUUCGACAAUUGGAGGCAUGUCGAAGAGAAUGCCGCAUUGUGAGUUGUUUGGCGGGACACAAAAAUAUUGUGUCGUAUAUAGAUCAUAUGAUACUGAAGAAUAGUUGUGGUGUAUACGAAUGUUCACUUCUCACUACUUAUUAUAAAAGUGGCGUGUUGCAACUGAUGAAUGAACGACAUUUAGCGGGGCGCUGUCUCUCGGCAAAUGAAAUUUUAAAAAUUUUUUGCGACGUAUGUGAAGCAGUUGCACGUUUGCAUCAUUCUCAAACUCCAGUGAUUCAUCGUGAUUUGAAGGCUGAAAAUGUUCUGAUAGAUGAACAGUGUCCUGCUGCACCAGUAUAUGUUCUGUGCGACUUCGGAAGUGCUACGACAAAGGUUUUGUCAUCAGAUACUCAGUCACUACAGUUUAUUGAGGAAGAGAUUCAUCGCUAUACGACACUGGCCUAUCGAGCUCCUGAAAUGGUAGAUAUUUACUCCGGAAAGCCUAUUGGUACAAAGAUUGAUAUAUGGGCGCUCGGUGUUAUGCUAUACAGGCUCUGUUAUUUCAGUCUUCCGUUUGGUGAAAGCUCACUUGCAAUUCAAAAUUGUUCUUAUAAUUUUCCAACUGAGCCCAAUUAUCCGGAGCAGUUACGUGCCAUUAUAAAAGUACUUCUUGAUCCGGAUCUUGUUCGUCGUCCGGAUAUUUAUCAAGUUUCAACGCUCGCUUUUGAAGCUGUUGGACAGCGUUGCCCGAUUGGUAACUUAAAUAAAGUUCCAGCACUGCGUCUAAUUGAUGCCGUCCAACAUUUGCUCCAACAGGAAGUUAGUACAACAGCAGUUGCAGGUACGUGCGCACGUACAUCGACGUUCACUAAUUUUGAUAGCUGUGUUACACCGAAGGAAACAGCUACUUCUAUUAAUCCAAGAUUGAGGCCAAAACCAUAUACCAAUGCAGUUCGCUUGAAUUUGGUCGAUUCCAGUUCACGUUUGCUGGAUGUAUCAAUCAGUAAACAACAAAACAGCUCAUCUUAUCCAGAAAUCGGUGUUGCACAUGCAGAGUCUUCACAAAAAUCAUCUUGUGGUACUGCAGAAGAGUAUGGCAUUGAAACUCUGAAAUCAAGUGCAUUCAGACCAUACAGCGCUUCAGGCGAUAGCAGUACCAGAGUUGUGGCUGCAGAAUUUACAGUUGAACCAUUCGAGACAGUGACUGUAAUUGUUCCUUCUCCAGUGAAUUUACCGGUAGAAAAUGAUGACAUUUUAUGGAAUCCAUUCUUAAUUGCGCCGUUCAGCUCACAAAGAAAUGAUUCAGCUGCUUCACAGAAUACUGCGAUGGAUGAUCACAGCUUUGGACAUUGUUUUGACAAAUUGCCAAGGCAUUUAAAACAUUUUGCAUCAAGCAAAACGGUGGAAGAUAAUGUAAAUUUAGAAAUUGAUGAAAAUGAUCCAUUUGCUGCAGCACCAAUUCAUCACUAUCAAAUGAGGAUUGUUGAACAAGUUUCCAGAAAGAAAGGUACAAAUGCAGCACAGGAAAAAAGUUAA
Messenger RNA from Brugia pahangi, 1773 nucleotides. NCBI's taxonomy places the organism in Eukaryota, Metazoa, Nematoda, Chromadorea, Rhabditida, Onchocercidae. The record is from the annotation of a GenBank genome assembly.